This is a messenger RNA of Knipowitschia caucasica, 2949 nucleotides long. The record is from the annotation of a GenBank genome assembly. Lineage: Eukaryota; Metazoa; Chordata; Actinopteri; Gobiiformes; Gobiidae.
AUGACGCUUGGCGGUGAAAGCCAGAACCAACUGGAAGCCGUCAGGUCGAAAACCAUCAUCUCCACCAGGACCACUACUACCAUCGGUACAUGGAAUGUUCGAACCAUGUACGAGACAGUACAAGUGGCUGCAGAGAUGAGGAGGUUUAACCUCACCAUCUUAGGAAUCAGUGAAUCAAGAUGGACUGGUUCUGGGCAGAAGCGAAUGUCUUCCGGAGAGCUACUGCUGUUCUCGGGGCAUGAACAUGAAGACGCAGCACACACCCAGGGAGUAGCCCUGAUGCUUUCCAAGACAGCACAGAGAGCACUCGUCGGGUGGGAGGCGCACGGACCACGGAUCAUGACAGCCUCUUUCCAUACAAGUAAGAAGAGGAUGAACGUGGACAUAAUCCAAUGCUACGCCCCGACGAACGACAGUGAGGAAGAGGAGAAGGACAACUUCUACAACAGGUUGUCAACCAUCAUACAAGACAGACCAAGGAGAAAUAUCAUAAUUCUAAUGGGAGACUUCAAUGCCAAGAUCGGCAGUGAUAACCGAGGAUAUGAGGAGACCAUGGGGAAACAAGGGCUAGGUGAGAUGAACGAAAACGGUGAGAGAUUCGCCGACCUGUGCGCCGCAAGUAACCUGGUCAUCGGAGGAAGUGUUUUCCACCACAGAAAGAUACACAAGGUAACUUGGGUGUCACCAGACAUGUCAACAAAGAACCAGAUAGACCACAUAUGCAUUGGGAGGAAGUUUCGUCGCUCUCUUCAGGAUGUACGUGUCAAGAGAGGAGCAGAUGUUGCUUCUGACCAUCAUCUACUUGUCGCCCGAUUGAAACUGAAACUGAAGAAGAGUUGGACAGGGGGGCUCAGCCAACGCCAGCGAUACAAUACUGCCGCACUGAAAGACACCAGGAAGCAAGAAGAGUUCAAGGUCACUCUCUCCAACAAGUUUCAGGCCUUAGGGGAACUGCUUGGAGAAGAGACGACAGAGCAAAAGUGGCAGAAAGUAAAAGUAGCAGUGACAUCAACAUGCCAAGAAGUACUGGGCCCCAAGUCCUACACACACAAGGAGUGGAUAUCAACAGAGACGCUGCAGAGAGUUAAAGAAAGAAGAAAAAAGAAAGAAAAUGUUAACAACAGCAAAACAAGAGCAACAAAGGCAAAAGCACAAGAAGAGUACGCAGAAGCAAAUAGGAACGUCAAAAGAAGUAUUAGAACAGACAAGCGUAACUACUUAGAGGCACUGGCAACAGAGGCAGAGGAGGCAGCUCUCCAUCACAGAACCAAGGAUCUGUAUUCCAUCAGCAAGAGAAUCACAGGAAAGUUUGCCAAACCGGAGAGACCAGUAAGGGACAAGAACGGAGGAACGAUAGCCGAUGACGAAGGGCAGAAAAAGAGGUGGAUCGAGCACUUCCAGGAGCUACUGAACAGGCCAGCUCCUGAGAACCCACCGGAGAUACUGCCAGCCACUAGUGAUCUUCCGAUCAAGUGCUACGCACCCACGAAGGAAGAAAUACACAGCGCCAUCAAGCAAUUGAAGAACGGCAAGUCUGCAGGUCCCGACAGCAUACCGGCAGAAGCGCUGAAGGCUGACGUCGAUACUUGUGUAGAGCUAUUCUACCCGCUCUUCAUCAAGAUAUGGGAAGAAGAAGAGAUACCAGCAGAGUGGAAAGAGGGAUAUCUCAUCAAGCUCCCAAAGAAAGGAAAAGUGUUUAACCGCAUCCUGCUGAACCGAAUGAAAGACGCAGUGGACCCGCAUCUCCGUGACCAACAAGCCGGCUUCCGAAAAGAGAGAUCGUGCACGGACCAGAUCGCAACCCUGCGCAUCAUUCUGGAACAAUCCUUGGAAUGGAAUUCGCCCAUGUACGUCAACUUCAUCGACUACGAAAAAGCGUUCGACAGCGUGGACCGGCAAUCCCUAUGGAAACUACUGAGACACUACGGUGUGCCAGAAAAGAUCACCAACAUCAUCAGGAAAUCUUACGAAGGGAUGACCAGUAGAAUCGUCCAUGGCAGACAGCUCACUGACGCCUUUGGAGUGAGAACCGGAGUGAGGCAAGGCUGCUUACUCUCACCUUGCCUAUUCUUGCUGGCCAUAGACUGGGUAAUGAAGACGUCGACGAACCAGAUGCGAAAUGGAAUCCAGUGGACACUCUGGGAACAGUUAGAUGAUCUAGACUUUGCUGACGAUUUGGCCCUUCUCUCCCACACCCAUCAACAGAUGCAGGAAAAGACCAGCAGGGUAGCAAACAACUCCGCUAGACUGGGCCUCCACAUCAACAGAGGGAAGAGCAAGGGGUUUAAGAUCAAUGCAUCCAACAACACACCAAUCACAGUCCAAGGCGAGGCGCUGGAGGAGGUAGACAGCUUUACAUAUCUCGGCAGCAUCCUGGAUAAAUAUGGGGGAACGGAUGAAGAUGUCAGAACCCGCAUCGGUAAAGCGCGAACAGCCUUCCAACAGCUGAAGAAUAUCUGGGGAUCCAGCACAAUUAGCAUCACCACCAAGAUCAGGCUCUUCAAUACCAUCGUGAAGCCAAUACUCCUCUAUGGAGCAGAGACCUGGAGAACCACUGUGGUCACCAUAAAGAGAAUCCAGGUCUUCAUUAACUCCUGCCUCAGGAAGAUCCUCAAAAUCCGAUGGCCAGAAAAGAUAUCCAAUGAAGAAUUAUGGACGAAAACGAACCAGCAGCCCGUUGACGAAGCUAUCCUUCAGAGACGCUGGCGAUGGAUAGGUCACACCCUCUGCAAGUCCGCGUCCAGUAUAACUAGACAAUCUCUCACCUGGAAUCCUCAAGGAAAGAGGAAGAGAGGGCGACCUAGAAACACCUGGCGCCGAGACCUGGACGCAGAUGUCAAGCAGAUGGGAAAGACGUGGGGGCAGCUGGAGAGACUCGCCCAGAACCGAGAUGCCUGGAGGAAGCUGGUCGGCGGCCUAUGUCCCAAACGGGACCACAGGCGAAGAUGA